Molecule: messenger RNA, 534 nt
Organism: Coffea arabica (coffee)
Lineage: Eukaryota; Viridiplantae; Streptophyta; Magnoliopsida; Gentianales; Rubiaceae
Source: RefSeq, a predicted model, not a curated record
AUGCUGACUGGGCACGUCUACGGCCGACACAAAUCAUUACUUUCAAAUGUCAAAUGCAGACAUGCUGAUUCGGCACGUCUGCAGCCGACACAAAUCAGUGGCAGUCUGAUCCUGGAGAAAGCACCAGAGGCAAAGAACUUGUUCUCAUAUCUAAGGGACACCGAUGAUCCACAGAACAAUCCCAAGAUCUGGGCACAUGCUGCCAAGGUUUUCAAGAUGACUUGCGAAUCAGUAGUGCAGCUGCGUGAGAAGGGCAAAGUGGUGUUUGCCGAUACUACUGUCAAGUGGUUGGGAUCUGUUCAUCUCCAAAAGGGAGUUCUUAAAUUCCAUUUUGAGGUUGUGAAAGAAGCAUUCCUGGAAACAAUCCAAGAGGGCGUGGGAGAAAACUGGAGCGAGGAAUUGAAGAAUGCUUGGGGAGAAGCCUACGAUCACUUGGCAGCAGCAAGUCAAGGUGAGAUGGAGGCAGAGGUUCGUUAACGUCCAGAUGUAAAAUCUAUGCAAUGACCAGAAAUGUUUGUGCCGGCGCGUGGUAUC